Molecule: messenger RNA, 1861 nt
Organism: Hyposmocoma kahamanoa
Lineage: Eukaryota; Metazoa; Arthropoda; Insecta; Lepidoptera; Cosmopterigidae
Gene: Coq2
Product: 4-hydroxybenzoate polyprenyltransferase, mitochondrial
Exons: 8
Coding region: 377-1627 (416 amino acids)
Biological process (GO): ubiquinone biosynthetic process
Cellular component (GO): mitochondrial inner membrane
Source: RefSeq, a predicted model, not a curated record
CGUGAUGUGAGUGACGGGGAUAGCAAUUGGAACGGAGGAACACCUAUGUGACUUUGGAACGUCGUUCCUUAGGAACGAGUCACGAUGAUACCGUUUGACGGCGGAUCAUCGUGAUUUUUUCAUCGUGACGUUAUUUAUCACCCACCUCUAAUGUGUCCGUGUGUACCUGUCGGCUGUCACCGCAUUUUAUAUUUUUAAUUCUUGUAUUUGUUAUGAAAUAGUUAUUUUAUAAGUAUUGUUCAAAUUAGAACACAUCUUGUUUAUUAUUAUAUUCACCUGUAAAAAGACAUUAUUAAUAAUUUAGUGCAGUUUUUGCGACGCAACAAACGUUUUCGUAGAUACUGUUCUCAACAAUGCACUAGAGAAAGCUCCAAAAAUGCUCUACACAACAAUAAAAUCAACAUCUCUCCUGAACCUACGUACAUUAAUCCAUAUUAACUCUGUUACUGUACAACGCAAGUUGAUUACUACAAAUGUAGACGUAACGUCAUGCCUGUGCGGUAAUGUCUACUUCCAGAGGCAACAGAGAGAUGUGUUCUAUAGACAAGGAAGAAUAUAUUCAACUUCUAGUGAUCAACAUAGACAAAAAGUAGUUAUAGAAACGUCAACGCCAAAGAUAGUUCUAAAUAAAGUAUACGAAGACCAGAAAGAGGUGCAAGAUGUGGAGAGUCGACUCGAGAUAUGGAAGAGUCGGAUUGAUCCAUAUGCCAAGUUGGCCAGGUGGGACAAGCCCAUCGGUGUCUACCUCCUCUACUGGCCAUGUUCUUGGUCAAUAGCCCUAGCCUCGAUCCCAGGCAACGUGUCCCCGUUGCAGAGCAUCUAUAUGGCUGGUUUAUUCUUUACGGGGGCUGUGCUGAUGAGAGGCGCGGGGUGCACCAUUAACGACUUGUGGGAUAAAGAUAUUGACGCACAGGUAGAACGAACAAAAGAACGACCACUAGUCUCAGGUGCAAUAACGAAAAAGCAAGCUGUAGCCUUUUUAGGUGCUCAGUUAACAUUAGCUUUAGGUGUACUGCUGCAGUUAAACUGCUAUAGUGUUCUGUUGGGUGCGAGUAGUAUGGUUUUAGUGAUCGCCUACCCUCUAGCAAAACGGUUUACAAACUACCCUCAACUAUUUCUUGGGGCGACAUUUAACUGGGGGGCGCUACUCGGCUAUAGCGCCCUACAAGGACAUGUGGCCCCCGAAGUAUGCGUACCACUGUACAUUGGGGCACUAGCUUGGACUGUCAUCUAUGACACUAUCUACGCCCAUCAGGACAAACUAGACGAUGCGCGGAUAGGCAUGAAGUCCACGGCGCUGACUUUCGGUCCGCACACGAAGCCGGCGCUGUCGGUAGCACUGUGCAGCAGCCUGUACUGCUUCGCGCAGGUCGGCGCACACGCAGACCUCCAGUGGCCGUACUAUGUCGCGCUGCUGGCGUACGCGGCACAUUCUGGCCAGCAGAUUUACGUACUAAACCCAGAUUGUCCCGACGACUGUGCGAAAAAAUUUAGAUCCAACACAUUAGUAGGUCUAAUUAUUCUCCUAGGUAUCCUCGGGGGCGGGGUUAGCCAAUAUGUAGAAAAUAGACAAAAAUAUAGCGGAAAAGAGGAUCCAACUUUAACUAAGAGCUGUGUUUUUGGCUAGAUUAGAUAACGGGGUAGGUAUAGACCUCGGAUCUUGAUGUUUGUCAUUUAUGUCUACCUAUAUAAAUUAUUCUUAAUGCGAAUAAACUGAGGUAGACAGAAACUACUAAUGGACUAGAUAUUUCGUCUUGGGUAUAGAUUUUUGUCUACAUAUUGUGUGGCAGGCAAAAAAUACAGAUUUAGUCGGAUUAUUGUCGAGUGAGUACUUUCAUGACUGUUUUUUUUUUUAAUUUAU